AAUAGCGUAAUUCGCGUUUAAAUAUAAAAUUAAGCAGUGUCACCACAAAAUCGAUCACCGGAAUCUCUAUUUGAGAAGCAUCCAAUUCCUUCCCCUAAAAGUUUCCGAGAAAGUGACGCCCGUUUUUACCAUUUUAGACACAUUAAACCCCCCAAAUUCCAAACAGAUAGCCUCCGAUGUGGUGGAGAUCAGCCUCUUUCAUUCUUGACAAACAACAAAACGACACCGCACAACCCAACCCGGACACCCUCACUCUCUCUUCUCCACCUCUCUCCAUGGCCGAUACUCUCCACAACCCUAACCCUAAUAGUAAUAAUAUUUCCGCUUAUUAUCAGACUCGUGCGGCCCACCAUGGCGUCGUUACUAGCGACUGGCUCGCCCAGGCGCAGGCCGCCGUCGGCGGCCAUCCUGAUGAUGUCUUGCCGCCGGAAUCGGAUGUCAAAGUCGCUGGAAAGCCGUUUAGUGUCAUCGAUGAGUUUAAUAACUGGAGGAAGCAACCGGACUUGGCGGAGGCUGUUGCAGCGAUUAGGGCGCUGGCAGCUGUAAUUAGGAAUAGUGAGGCGACUACAAUGAUGGAGCUUGAAAUCGAGCUCAAAAAGGCCUCGGAUUCGCUCAAAUCGUGGGACACAACCUCUAUCUCGCUGACGGCAGGAUGUGAUCUGUUUAUGCGGUAUGUAACCAGAACUUCUGCCUUGGAAUAUGAGGACUUCAAUUCAGCUAAAUCUCGUCUGAUUGAACGUGCAGAGAAGUUUGGAGAGAUAUCUAAUAAGGCACGCAGAAUCAUUGCUAUGCUUAGUCAAGAUUUUAUUUUUGAUGGCUGCACUAUUUUGGUGCACGGUUUCUCCAGAGUUGUGUUGGAAAUCCUGAAGACAGCAGCUCAGAAUAAGAAACUUUUUCGAGUUUUCUGCACAGAGGGAAGGCCUGACAGGACAGGAUUAAGGUUGUCCAAUGAGCUGGCCAAGCUUGAUGUUCCUGUGAAACUCCUAAUAGACUCUGCUGUGGCGUAUUCUAUGGAUGAAGUGGACAUGGUAUUUGUUGGAGCAGAUGGAGUUGUUGAAAGUGGAGGUAUAAUCAACAUGAUGGGAACGUACCAAAUUGCACUGGUGGCACAUAGCAUGAACAAACCUGUGUAUGUAGCUGCUGAAAGCUACAAGUUUGCUCGUCUUUAUCCCUUAGACCAGAAAGACAUGGCUCCUGCUUUACGGCCCAUUGAUUUUGGAGUACCUAUCCCUUCAAAGGUGGAGGUUGAAACAUCUGCCAGAGAUUAUACACCUCCUCAAUACCUGACAUUGCUUUUUACUGAUCUAGGUGUACUCACUCCAUCUGUAGUCAGUGAUGAGCUGAUUCAGCUGUACUUAUAGUCAUGUUUAUUUUUUUUUUAUUUUUGUGGUAAGAAACUUAUCACUGCACUAGUUUAAGACAUUAUACAAAUAGUUAUGCAUCUUAUCUCUUGGCAAUUUUGACUUGCAUAAACUUUCAUCUUGAAUGUAAUACUGCUCAAUUGUAUCAUACAGAAGAUUGUGGUUGUGUU
This is a messenger RNA of Manihot esculenta (cassava), 1531 nucleotides long. RefSeq names its product translation initiation factor eIF-2B subunit alpha. Gene Ontology annotation, molecular function: translation initiation factor activity; guanyl-nucleotide exchange factor activity. The record is from RefSeq and is a predicted model, not a curated record. Bases 177 to 1361 code for a protein of 394 amino acids. Gene Ontology annotation, biological process: translational initiation. NCBI's taxonomy places the organism in Eukaryota, Viridiplantae, Streptophyta, Magnoliopsida, Malpighiales, Euphorbiaceae. Gene Ontology annotation, cellular component: eukaryotic translation initiation factor 2B complex. The transcript has 5 exons.